AUGGAAGUGGCAAACGUAAACUCUCAGAAGAAGAAUAUGGGGAGACGGAAGAUCGAAAUAAGAAAAAUUGAGAAGAAAAGCUUCUUGGAGGUCACAUUUUCUAAGUGUCAAACUGGUCUCUUCAAGAAGGUUGGGAAGCUCUGCGUUCUAUGCGGUGCUGAGGCCGUCGUCAUCGUCUUCUCUUUGGGCGGGAGGGCCUUCGUCUUUGAUCACCCCAUCGUGAAAGCUGUCAUUGAUCACUUCCUCAAGUGCGACACCGACACCAGCUCAUGUACGAUGCCAAUUGUUGAUGCAAGGUCAAUUGGAGUCAGAUCCUCCUUACGCUAUGCCUCUCAUAGCUUCUGGCCAACGAUCGGGGAACUGGGUGAGCUUCUGCCCUGCACAAAGGAUGUCCGGACAGGUGGUCCAGGCACGCCCCUCCGAAACUUAAGUUAG
This is a messenger RNA of Vitis vinifera (wine grape), 435 nucleotides long. Its product is annotated as agamous-like MADS-box protein AGL23. The record is from RefSeq and is a predicted model, not a curated record. Gene Ontology annotation, biological process: regulation of transcription by RNA polymerase II. The transcript is spliced from 2 exons. Gene Ontology annotation, molecular function: protein dimerization activity; DNA-binding transcription factor activity, RNA polymerase II-specific; RNA polymerase II cis-regulatory region sequence-specific DNA binding. The coding region runs from base 1 to 435 and encodes 144 amino acids. Lineage: Eukaryota; Viridiplantae; Streptophyta; Magnoliopsida; Vitales; Vitaceae.